This is a messenger RNA of Carassius auratus (goldfish), 581 nucleotides long. RefSeq names its product FYVE, RhoGEF and PH domain-containing protein 6-like. The record is from RefSeq and is a predicted model, not a curated record. Gene Ontology annotation, molecular function: guanyl-nucleotide exchange factor activity. NCBI's taxonomy places the organism in Eukaryota, Metazoa, Chordata, Actinopteri, Cypriniformes, Cyprinidae. Bases 40 to 354 code for a protein of 104 amino acids. Gene Ontology annotation, cellular component: cytoplasm. The transcript is spliced from 4 exons.
CGGGAUAGCCCUUUCACCGAGGCUCCUUCUUCACAGGAGAUGCAAGUUUCGGCUAACACGGACGGACCCUCGAUGAGUGGCUACCUGGAGAGGGCCAAGGCCAACAGGAAGCAGUGGAAACGGCUCUGGUUUGUCAUCAUGAACAAAGUUUUGUCCACUUAUGCUGCCAGUGAGGACGUAGCAGCUUUGGAAAGUCAACCUCUUCUGGGAUUUUCUGUCCAAACAGAGAAACCCGAAUCUUCCCUGCAUUUUAAACUUUAUCACAAAAGCACUCUGCACUACAUUUUCAGAGCGAGUGACAGCCAGAUCUGUGACCGAUGGAUUGAAGCGAUCCAGGAAGCCAUGGUUCUCUAACCCUCCAGAACAGACCUUCAUACAUUCAAUCUGAUGAAAUCGACAUCUGCACGUUUAGUUACUGUGAAAUUGUGAAAUCAAUGUUAUGAAAUAUUUCUCCAUAACAUAUCUGAUCAUGCAUUAGCAAUAAAACACUACAAAUCCUUUUAUGAUGCCGUUAUAUUUACGCUUAAUGGCAAAUACACUGUAUUUAGGAAGUUACAUUCAAUAAAUUUAUUUUUAUACUA